AUGCUGUUCUUCACCUUCCUGCUUAAGGUGGUUUGGAUCCUGGCUGCGGACGGGGGUCAACACUGGACUUAUGAGGGCCCACAUGGUCAGGACCAUUGGCCAGCCUCUUACCCUGAGUGUGGAGGCAAUGCCCAGUCCCCCAUCGACAUCCAGACAGACAGUGUGACAUUUGACCCUGAGUUGCCUGCUCUGCAGCCUCAUGGAUAUGACCAGCCUGGCACUGACCCUCUGGACCUGCACAAUAAUGGCCACACAGUGCAACUCUCACUGCCCCCUACCCUGUACCUGGAAGGACUUCCCCGAAGAUAUGUAGCUGCCCAACUCCACUUGCACUGGGGUCAGAAAGGAUUCCCAGGGGGAUCAGAGCACCAGAUCAACAGUGAAGCCACAGCUGCAGAGCUCCACAUCGUACAUUAUGACUCUGAUUCCUAUGACAGCUUGAGUGAGGCUGCUCAGAGUCCCCAUGGCCUGGCUGUCCUGGGCAUCUUAAUUGAGGUGGGAGAGACCAAGAAUCCAGCUUAUGAACAUAUUCUGAGUCACUUGCAUGAAAUCAGGCACAAAGAUCAGAAGACCUCAGUGCCUCCCUUCAACGUGAGAGAGCUGCUCCCCCCACAGCUGGGGCAGUUCUUCCGUUACAAUGGCUCGCUAACCACGCCCCCUUGCUACCAGAGUGUGCUCUGGACAGUCUUCAAUCCAAGGGCCCAGAUUUCCAUGGGCCAGCUGGAAAAGCUUCAGGAGACACUGUUCUCCACUGAAGAGGAGCCUUCCCAGCUCCUGGUACAGAACUUCCGAGCUCCCCAGCCUCUCAACCAGCGAAUGGUCUUUGCUUCUUUCACUCAAGCAGGAUCCAUAUAUACAACAGGUGAAAUGCUGGGUCUAGGUGUGGGAAUCUUGGUUGGCUGUCUCUGCCUUCUGCUGGCUGUUUAUUUCAUCGCUAGAAAGAUUCGGAAGAAGAGGCUGAGAAGCCGGAAAAGUGUCGUCUUCACUUCAGCACGAACCACCACUGAGGCAUAG
This is a messenger RNA of Orycteropus afer afer, 1014 nucleotides long. RefSeq names its product carbonic anhydrase 14 (gene CA14). Gene Ontology annotation, cellular component: plasma membrane. The record is from RefSeq and is a predicted model, not a curated record. Gene Ontology annotation, molecular function: zinc ion binding; carbonate dehydratase activity. The transcript is spliced from 11 exons. The coding region runs from base 1 to 1014 and encodes 337 amino acids. Lineage: Eukaryota; Metazoa; Chordata; Mammalia; Tubulidentata; Orycteropodidae.